AUGCCACCCGAAGGAAGCACGAGGGCUGGGAUAUUGCCAGGUUGCCCAGUGCCUAGACAGGGGGAGUCGAGUGGCGGGGACUCUAUCUUUGCUCUCACCGCGCUGGUCCUAGGGUUGCACGUGUUCUGUGUGCGUGUGACCAACAAGUACCCUAACCAUGGCUGGGUCCCAAAUGUGCUGCUCACGUCUUCUGAAGAUAGAGUAUGCCGGCUGUGGGUAGAGGUGCUUAAGCUCAAUCCCAGUGUGUCGACUCCAGCGACUGGCCCCGCUGCAUCCACGUCCAAAUCACCAGCAGCAACACAACGGACGGACGUUAAUAAUGAGCUCCUUGCCACGAUCACCAUGCCGACCAGGUCCCGAGUAGCUGCUUCAAAUCAACCGGCUCACGGACACAUGACUGGCUGCAGUCCCGACUUGGAUUCGCAACCCGGGUCUUCGUUUUCCGUUCCCUCAGUUUUGCUUCAUCAUCCAGUACUACGUCGACUUCUGGAAUUAUGGUUAGCAGACCCUUUCGACGAUACCAAUAUCACGGUCCACUCCAAUCAACCGACCACACAAGUCGCGGACACCUUUCAACACUGCUCCAACAAUCAUUGCCUUCCCCAGUUUGCUUUUGCUGCCUCCCUGGAUUUGGACAGCUUUCAAGGGCUUUCAGCUGGAUCCGAUCUUGCUUCCACUACUCAUCAGUUUGUGCUCCAUUGGCUGAAUAACAAGGUUCAUCGUCUGAACGAGAAGAUGCGACAACUGUUAUUGGACUCGGUGGCUCGGAUAAUGAAUAUCCCUUCGUUGAGCACACAUUGCACAACUCCUAGCGUUCCCACGGAUAGUCCGAUGCCCACUCUGACCGAUCACUUGGCCGUAUUGGAUCAGUCCGUCGAGGCGAUGGUCAGCGAAUGGCAGCACGCACCGGAUGUGGUCCUGUCUAUUCUGCCAAAAGACGGCAGUCUAGUUGUAUGGUAUAUUCAUGGGCUUGAUACAUCCGUCCCUAAUCCAGCAGGACUUCGUGUACAGUAUGUACCGUUAUUGGAAAACGGUAGUCGGACCGGCACGAUUGAUUCGUUGUUUACCACGAUCCCGAGUUCAGGGUACACGCGUCUAACUCAAGUCACUUCCAGCCUUCGUUCACGCUUACAUGAAGCCUUUCCCGUGAUUGAAGCCGCUUCUCUCCAGCCAGGCUUGUUUCUUUUCCUCACCGCAACACCAAGCAGUCAUCACCAACACAUUCACACGGAUGGUUCCGACCAGGCCAUCCCAUCUAGUCGUGAUAUCUCCACACUCUUCUGUCGCCUAAUCAUCCUGCUUCAGUCCCAACAUUCCCAGGCCGAGAUGGAUCCUAUAGCGUGGAUUUGGAGACAAGCAGCUCUUUCAGGGCUGUCUGAAACUCAACUGCUGGGGACGGUGUUUGCUACGAAGUUCCACCAGUCCCAAUACGUCGCGAUGGUCACCAGACAUUUCAAUGGUUCGCUGCGCUACUGGCGUCUGGAUGUGUCCAAAUCCAGCCAAUUUCAGUGGAUUGUUGGAGUGAACGGGAGUGCACGUCUUAGCGGACAUCGUUUUCACACCGAGGCCAUUGUCUCUCAUCCUCUUCUACCGCUGGUCCUGUCCAACUCUCACUAUGAGCUUAAAGGAUCGUCGGUUUCUGCGGAAUCAGUUGGGGAGACACCUACCGAAAGUGUUAGCGAAUUGAUUCUAUGGCGUGUUGAUCCUGUCGGACCGCUGACCAGUUCGUCUGGCACUGUUGGUGGCCUAGGACAUCGACUCCAACAUUGUCACCACACAUCGGCUGCGCACAGGCUACGAUUCACCAUGGAGCCUUCAGAUAUCAGUCAAAGCGGGGGUUCAUUGUCUCGAGGUGGACUGUUUGAGGUCGCACGAGUCAGUGUUCCAAAACCUCCGCAACAGUUAAGGCCUUGGUUUCACGAAAUCGCUUGGUUUCCAUGUGUUCUUACAACGGCUUUGACUCAGUACCCUGUGGCCUUGUUUGUUGCCAAUACAGCUGUUUCACAGUCCAAACCAUGCGAUGACCAGCUCGGAUUUUUCCUUGCGUUUGCCGAUGCUGGUGACGAAUUACAACAGGCUUUGGGUCGUGGAACAACAAAAACAACAACAACAAAGUCAACCGAUGAUGACGAGAGGCUGUUAAGUCUAACUAAUGCAGACACAUCAGGUUGUAUUAUCCAGCUUCGUACAACUGUGACACUUUCGAUGCGAAGGGUUGAUCCGCCGAAAGCAGCGUCAUUCGCUCCGCAGACGCUUCUGCUGCACGUGUUCCCCAGCGAACUCGUUCCUCGGAUCGACUUACAAAGAACCGCUUCUUUGGGACCACUCACUGCCCAUUCGUCGCACACCACCUACUUGAUUGUCCGUCUGACUGGUUGGCGUCGUACGACGGAAGACCGCAGUGAAUUGGUUGAUUAUUGUCCACGGACCAGACUGGAAAUGUGGCGCGUUCGUGUGACUACAGAAGUCAGUCCUUCUCUGCCACUUCCGGAAUCUCUGGCUCCUCUCCGUUUGUCUGCUUUUGACGAUUUGCUGUGUAAUGUAGAGAAGGUGAACGAUUGUGAACUGCCACUUCCUUCGGGUGUCCUCAUCACGAGAGCAGAAGUUUCUGCCGCGCACGUCAGUUGGGCCACCCUGUCGACUUACAAUGCGCCUCCACCCUACCUCAUUGUAUCGGCUUGCUCUGAUGGCUGUCUACGUUUUUGGCGGUGUGUUGCGCAACAGACUGGUUCCUUGCCCGGUGUGGAAACGUUUACCUGGUCUGAAUGGCAAAUGCCACUGGCGCACGCUUUGUCCAGUUGCAUCGAACUCGACAGUCACCACCCUCCGAAGAUCCUGGAUGUGGACUGUGCCUACAGUGGACGCAUUGCGGUUGCUUACUCUCCCCAGACAUCCGAAGGCGCCGUCUCGGUGCCUAUACCACAGUCCGGACUGAGCAUUCCGAAAAUUCUAGUGGUCAUUUACGAAUGUGAAUCAAGUGGUGGAUGUGAAUGGAUCCUGGAGGACACGAUCGACCUGAGCUUGGACUUCCAUCAAGGACACUCUCACCGAAAUCAACAACUACCGGCAGUCGUUCAGCUGGACUGGGUAAGCACGGAGGACGGUGGUCAUCUUCUGUCGAUCAUGCUCGGCUCACAGGUUCUUGUCUACGCCCCAACCUGUCAGACAGUCAACCCUACACAAUCUCACCCACACACCCCAUCCACUCUGAUGACCACACUUGGGGAGGUCUACCUAACUUGGAAACGGGUGGCAUCCACUCGCGUCUACACAGCUCAUAUCGGUGAGCAUCAGAUCGUAAAAAGUGACCCACUACACCCUGUUCCAUCUGGACGGCACAAACGGGCCAUUUGGCUACGUGACGGGCUCUUGUUGAUUGCAGUUACAACCGAGAUCCUGGUUUAUAGCCAGUGGCCCAACGAAGCUGGACAUCAUGAGAUCUCAACUAUGGGGCAGACUGAAGAACCAACAGUCCAGAAGAAGUUGACUGGAAAAUCCAAUACAGAUCCAGUGGACUCAAAUUUCGCAAUCAAGCGUGUAAUGGUCGACACGGUGAAAGGAUCUUUGAUUGAUGAACAACGUUCCCACCCCGACGCAGCGCCCAUCUCUCAACCCGAUGAUGCCACGGUUGCCGGAACGGCCAGCAUGACCGUUGCUCAGCUGACCAAGACCUACUCGGCUUACCUACUCAAGCCUUCUCCGUCUGCAGCGUUGCUAGCCAACAUGGUCGGUUUGCACUCACCGGCAAGUAAACCACACACUUCAGCAGAGGGUGUGAGUCCAACGACCAAGCCAUCUAGUCCAAAGACUGUCGGUACUUCUUCCCAUCCAGAUGAGGUUGCAUCUAGUCGGCCGACCACUACGACACACGCUAAACCGUCUCCUGUUGAAACGGCCGAUCCGGCGCUCUUGGCCAAUCUUGGAUUGUUCGAAUCGAUUCAGGUAUUCAAUCCCAUAAUGCCGCAGUUUCAUCCGCGGCAGUUGCUCGAAUGGCUCAAUCUUGGUCGCCUACGUCGUGUUCAAGCCAUUCUUGCGCACCUUACACGCUGUCUGACUGCUUCCAGUCCGACACUUGCGUCAAUCUCCCGUCGUUCUGCACACAGAAGGACAUCCGUUGUGGGUGAGGUUCCUGGAUGGUCCGGUGAGGGAACUCAGCCCGCUUCUGCCACUGGGGAGUUCGGUCCCACUUCCGGCGCGACGUCUUCCACAGCUGGACCAGUUCCUUUGCUCGAUGCUCAGACCAUCCCCCCAGUGCCUCUGUAUGUUCUGUUAGCAAUCGAUUCUUUGCAAACGAACCAAUUUGUCGCGGAAAAUGAAGGUGGGAAACGCAGCACAGUCUUUGAUCCCUUGGAUGACAGCGAUGACGAUGCCGAUGAGGCGACUGAUCUCACCUCACCCUCGCCCACUUCGAAAUUCCGCGCUGAUCGAUUUCGCGCCGGGAGGCAGUCCAAGGAUGGACGGAUGUCCGCCUAUGGUGGCAUGAGUAUGUGGUCGCUAAAGCCAUCUUCGUUGGCUGCCAUGUGUCAGUUCCGACCAGAAGACGCACAGCUACUUGCGGAACAUUUGACCGUCCGCCAACUGCCCGGUUUAUCUCCACUGGAUCAGAUGUACCUGUUGGGUAUUGCGGAUCUGAUGGCCAACGUACAAACAGAUGUGACGGACCGUUUGGGUAACACGAAUCCGGACACCAAUCCCGUGCCCAUCAAAGAUGGUACUACCACGUCGGCCAGACCGAUUCAGCCUAACCAUGGUCUGGACGAAUGUGGCCUCCGCUUCCUGCUCACCGUCCAACUCUACUCGUAUUUGAGUCGCACUCUUCCACCGGCUAGACGAGCCCACUUACUGUCAUCUGGCCUGACAAACUCCAGCUUGGCUUGGGCGUUUCAUUCGGAUGCUACAGAGGAACUCCUGGCUCGUAUACCAACAAAGCAGUUCGCUCCGAAUUCCGAGGAACUGACCUGGGUCGAAUUCAAACGUUACGGCUGUGGAUGGUGGAUUCGGAGCGAUACGCUACUGCGUCGGUGUGUGGAAAAGAUCGCCCGAACUUCGUUUCAGCAAACCAAAGAUCCUAUGGAAUCCGUGGUGUUCUAUGCGGCAAUGUGUAAGGCCAACGUUGUUGCCGGACUGUUCAAGUCGAUUGGGAACAAAACACUGGAGAAUUUCUUCCGUUCUGAUUUCGGGCCAGGUCGUCCAGCUUGCCGCCAGGCCAAACUGAACGCGUUUCGCCUGCUCAGCCAACACCGGUACACACAUGCAGCAGGCCUAUUCUUGUUGGCCGGAUGUCUGGACGACGCCAUACGAGUUUGUUUAGAUACACUCAAGGAUUUGCAACUGGCUGUCGUGUUGGUUAGACUGUACACAUCAAGCUUCCGUGGUAUGGACCAGUUGCAGGAAGAAUCUCCCUUCCAUCGUCUUCUACGUCAGCACGUAAUCACGAGCGAUGAUCCCUUCCUACGAAGCAUGGCAUUCUGGUCGCUGGGUGAUCCUUUAGCAUCGUUGCGCACUCUGCUACAAGGCCCCGAACCAAACGGCAGUAUAACACCACCGGUCAGCCGCACCACAACGGAAGCGGAUGCUUUCUCGGUGAACCUCAGUCCACAACAUCCACAGCUGUUGGAGAAGACACUCAGUCUGGUCGGCUCCGAGGACGGACAACCACGCAGUAGCAACACAUUGCAUACGUCAGUCUAUCCAAGCGUCUUCAAAUUCUACACCUUCUUGCGUAAACACCCACUUGUGCUUCGUCAAUGGCGUGUGGGUACUUCUAGCACCAGUAUCAUUGAUUCUCCAGCGAUGCGUCAGAUGACUUGCUUGGAACGUCGUCUGUACUUCCGUACUGCGCACCACUAUUCCGCCCUUGGUUGUCCCACGCUAGCUUUAGAAGUGUUGAGCAAGAUACCCCCGCUACUUCCAAUCGUCGAAGUGGAACGCCGCGCAAGUUCAAUUAUCGCUACGCUCGAUCGCAGCCUAUCGGGAAACGUGGAACCGAUGGAGGCCUUGGCAACCGCUAGUCAGGCUACCCUGGUUCCCACGUCGAGUGGAAGAGACAUGAAUGUGUUUUCUCUGUGGGAUGAUGACAAUGAGCCGGUAUCGUCCACUCCCAACUUGCCAUCAACGGAUCCGUUCAAGAUAGAAUUGAGUGACAGUGACUCGGACCACAGUAACCCGAUUCCAGAAACCUCCGUACGACCGGUCGAAAGUGCCACAGGAUUGACUCAGGAUUCCGUUGCGGAAUCGUCUAUUUGUGAGGAAGCUGAAGGAAUGGUGGAUUUGAUCGCGAAUCAGCUGAAAUUCAUAGCAUGCUUGAAAAUAUUGUCGGAAGAGCUGAGCACUUUGGCCUCUGGGGCCGAGGCUGAGGGAGUCGGUCUUCGGAAACACGUAUGGCAUUGGUUGGAACACGAGUUGGCCGUGGUACAUGUUCUGACCGCAGCUGGCCAGCUUCCCCUCCAGACUGCAGAUACAUGGACAAAUAUCGACUUUUUCCACUCGGCAGCUCAACAGCUUUUGGAGAAACUGACAAAUUUCCACUUAACCGAACCGCCUGCCAAUAACCAGUCGGGACAGACUCAAGAAGAGUAUCAGGAAGGCUUCACAUGUCGUGGUCCCCUAACCACUCCAUCCUUCCUCAUCUCGGCGAGUCCAACUUCGGGUGACCAAUCCACCAUUCCGAAAGAAUCGGCGACCGGUCGUGCAUGUGUCAAUGACGCUGCAAUCAUUCUGGACGCUUGGAUGCUACCAAAAGAGGUCCGCCAGGCCGAAACAAACAGAAUUCGGACGCGACACCGCUGGUUAAAGUCUCAUGAGGCGUUCCUCACAUCUCUGAUCAAUUUUUGCGGGCUUUAUGGUGCCAGUGGUGUUGGUUUGCCCGCUGUACGAAUCGAGUUACUAUUCUUGUUAACCGAACUCCACACCUAUCCAGCUCGUCCAGUCUCUUCGGCUAACGACGCUGCUCCCAUCACCCCUACCGGUAAUGCUUCAGUGCCUGCAGUGACUAGAGGCUAUCAAACACAUUCUUGGUUACCUUCGACUACUGUGGGUCUGGUGGACGGUGUUCCUUUGCUCCGAACCGUGCUGCAUCUACCACCAGGUGCCUUAUUAUUACCGGACCCCGUGAAGCACAUCCAGUGCAUGGUCCAAGAUCUUAUGGCCUCCCUGGAGGGUCUUCCGCCCCCCUAUCUGACAACCGUUAUCCUACCGUGUCCCCAUCGGCCAAAUUCCGAACAACCGGACUCUUGUGAUCCUCCAUCACAGCACUAUUGCAUUCAGUGUGCUUGGGCCCCCACGCCACAUCGUCAACGACAUGUGUUUCUGUUGCGCAAUCUUUGUGCCGCCUUGGCUGUGGCGAUGCACCAAUCUCUGUCAACCGGUGGUUGGUUCGGACCUGGGCAGACUGCCGAGGGCUUGGGUUCGACCAGUGGAGUCGCGUUGCCCGCCUCCAGCUCCAUGAACAUUCGAUCAGUGGAGCGUCUUCAGGCCACAAAACAACCCUUACAACCCAAUACAGAACCAUCCAAAUGGCCCGGUCUCACCACACUUCGGAAGUACAUUCAACUACAAGUUCCGUUUCCUCCGCCACUAAAGCCCGUUAGUUCUGCUCUGACAGUUCGUAAACUUUCCGUUUCUGAGUCGAGCGCCUCCGCGACCACUCUCACUACUACGCUUCAGCCGGUCAACCAACGUCAUCUCAUCGGUCUGCUUGCUCAAGCACUAGCUGCGACGUAUCUGGGACUGAUUGUAUAUGCACUACACACUCGGGACGCUUGUGUUCUAUAUCGCUUAGCGGCCGCCCGAUUGGACAGUGCAACAUGGGCCAAAGUGUUUGGAGGUGCUUAUCGAGCGAAACCCUUCCGACCGCCUGCUCCUCCUGGAACCACGAAAAUUCGUCCGGCUCCACCACCACCACCACCACUUCAAGCAGGGGAGGUGCUUAUCGAGCGAAACCCUUCCGACCGCCUGCUCCUCCUGGAACCACGAAAAUUCGUCCGGCUCCACCACCACCACCACCACCAGCUUCAAGCAGGCCUCCUCGCCCGCAGCGUGGCGGUGCUCAUAGUCGACUUGCCGCUAUUCGGGCCACCAAACGUGGGACUUCUAUCUCGGAAUCUGGUACCAUCCACCCGCAACCGUCACAAAGUUUCGGGCACAGCGAAACCUCCCGUCACAUCGGUCGGUCAGGUAGUCCCGCCAUCUGCGCAACCGCCCCCACCUCCAGAUGAAUGGUUCGUCCCUCCACAAUAUUCCAUGCUGACUUGUCUCUUGAGUCGGCCAUUACCACAAGGAGCACUGCCAGACGAUCCCAGUCAGAUAUUCGAUUCGGAUGCAAGUGAACCCCCGGAGGGGUACGAGGGCUAUACGUCUGCCCUGGCUACACGACAGCGUAGGUUAAGGCGUGCUUAUGGGCGUUCAAGAUCGGCCAACAACCGGGCUGCUCAACGCAAAGCGAAAGAAGAGUUACGGCGACGCUUAGCCAAACGUACGGGAAUUGUUGAUUCGAGCGAUGAAGAGGAUCAAGCACGUGUUCCUCAACGUCUCGAGGAGUUGUAUCCGGAGCUUGCCACAAACGGCACCGCUACUACUUCCGAACAACCCCGUUGGAUCCUGCGACUGUUGUGCUUGGACCCAGAUAUAAUCGAUUCCUCAUUUUGUCUUGGGACUGCGUGGGAAUCGGCGGACCAUAAAGGAGCGUUCCGGAGUGAGUCAUCCGAGGAUGAAGAUGAGAAUGACGAUGGCGUGCAGAAAAUGACAUCGUUGGAAGCUGAAAAACAAUGGGCUAAUGGGGACAGUUAUGCUUGGCGUUUAAUGCGUUUAAGCAUUAUGCAGCUGGCCAAAUUAGAGAUCGAUCGACUCAUUCAGCUACUGGAUUUCAGUUCAGACGAUCUGGCUGUCCAUGCACCGGGUCUGGUAGCUGCUUCCCGGUCGGUUGAUAUGUGGAUGGCUGGUUAUCGUGUGGGACUGACUGCUCCGCCAACUCUAACUCCACUCAGCUUGACACACCUGUCCCACGCGCCGGAACAUCAUUUGCUUCCACCACCCCAAUUUCUACCGGAUAUCGAGUCACAUCUGGAAGGUGUUCCUGGGCCCGGCAAGUCGGUUGCCGGUGCACUUGGGGACAAACCCGAAUUGGCCGAAGUUUCUUCCCAAUUCCCGUCAGCCGGGGCCACUCGCUCAAUGUUACGAUUGCGACACCUGACAGAUCCCACGAAAACACCGUUCCAGACCCGGGAUCCAUUUUCCCUUCCGACUAAACGUCUCUGGUGUUAUUUGGUGCGUCAGCCAACUGUGGACGAUACCAUAGUUCGACAUGUUUUCCGUCAACCUCGUGUUAUUCAGUCUAUUGUCGUUCCCACAUCGGUAUCACCUCCAAGUCCCGUUGCAAAGCCGACGUUCACGCUGGAAUCUUCUUCAGCCAGCAGCAGCGUUGCUGAAAAAGUCCCGACCUCUGACGAAUCUCUCAGGCCCGUUCCGCAUGCAGGACCCGGUAGAACUACGAGACAAGUUCAGUCUACACUUCCAACGUGUGGAGUGCCCGGAUCGCUGCUGUUUGACGAUGCGAUUAGAUUGAUUCACAAAGAACAUGAUCCACUCAUCGCCAUGUGUCUGAACCAGGUGAAUCAUGGUUACAUCGCCGUCGCCACUCCCAAGGAAGUGAUCGAACUGAAUGUGGAAAAUCUGGUCACACUGCCUGCCUGGUACGCAGACGAGGUGGAAUACGACUUGGAACUAAUGCGAAGGCCCAAACCACAUGUCUACACGGAAGGUGGUGGUGGCACUGACGAUUUCGUGAUCUUGGAUUCGCCAUACACCGGUAACGCAUCGACAGGGGAGGUUCCAGCUGGCCCCAUGACAACCGCACAUUCGAGUAAGAUUGGUGGUAGUGGUUCCGCUACUGCCGAUCACGGCCAUCCGCAUGUGUUUUCCACACAGUUCCGUGGGCUACAGUUACAUUCGACCUCCGUCCAAUUGUCUAAGCCUGCACUGGAAAGAAGUCGACGCCUGGCUACUACGAUUCUCAAAAGAAGUCUACCGGCCGUGUACAGUUUGGCGUCUCAUCCCAUCUUGCCAUACUACCUCAGUGGAACGGGUACAGGUUCAGUCCACUUAUUCGAAUGGGCCACCACAAUUCCGCUGAUCGCUGGUUUCACAAACACCUAUGCCUUGACACCAGCUGGUGCUUCGGGACAAGUCCCUGCCGGGUCACGUGGUGCGCGAGUAACGGCACUUCAUUUUGACCAUAGCGGUCGUAGGUUCGGUUGUGGUGACGCUGAUGGUAACUUUGGCCUCUGGAAUUUGCAGACUACCACUCCUGACAAACCACCGUACUUCCGCUGUCGCUGUCACGCGAAAGGAUUGGCCGAUUUCUGUUUUGUCGGAUCAAGUAGUCUCAUUGCCACUGUGGGUGCGGGUACGGGACCUGCAGGGCCUUCACUUCCAGGUGGUCUCCAUGUGACCGGACACGUCAGUUCCGGUGAGCAGCCAGGCCCCGGUGGACUUUCCCCGGUUUUCAGCGCAGAUCAAGAUGGAGCGAAUCUCGCACUUUGGGAUGCUUUGUUGCCUCCGCAUCGAAGCUGCGUCAUUCGCGUCACAGACCCUGAAUUAGAGAGUCCUUGCACGGCCAUUUCACACUUCACCCCCUCUCUGCGCUCUUCUGGAUGGCCCCAGUUUCUGUCCACGUCAUCUACCCUAGAUGGUCUACUAUCCCGAAACGGCGCAACACCAUUCGCUUUGGGGAGUGUAACACGUGAUCGCCUGGUAGCAGUUGGGACAAAACGUGGAGAAGUCUGUUUUGUUGACCUACGGCAGCCGAAGGUCAUGCGCAGUUUCGCUGCUCACGACUCUGCGAUACGGACGUUGUGUAUCGACCCCACCAAUGAUUGUCUGAUUACUGGAGGGGCAGACGGACAGGUUAAGAUAUGGCGGCUUUCCGAACACGAGCUGAUUAACAGUUUCUACGGGGACUUUUAUCAGGGCCGUGGUGCGGCAGCGCUGGCUGCCGCUCUCUCUUCCAUAUGGCGGCUUUCCGAACACGAGCUGAUUAACAGUUUCUACGGGGACUUUUAUCAGGGCCGUGGUGCGGCAGCGCUUGCUGCCGCUGCUCUCUUCCGUGGCAACCAGACGGCAGCCAUUAUUGCUGCCACCUAUCCGGGCAUCUCCGAAAUCAAACUCCUCCCUCUAGUGCCCGGAGCUUCCCUGUUACAGCAAGGCAAGAGUGUUGGUGCGGAUGGUUCGGACAUAGUCCAGCCUUACUACCAAAAUCAGGACUCGAUUGCAGCCGCUUCUGCCGCCUGUCGAUUUAUCAGUUGUGGUGCUGACGGGGGAUUGCGGAUGCGCAGUUUUAUCGUUCGACCGAAGCCAUUCUGUGUUUGUUGACACGUGCAGAAAAGCACAAAUUACCUAUCAUCAUGAGAUAUUUCACUAUCAAUCAAGCACAUUCCUAGGCUGCUAUCGCCAGUUAUCUUAGCUUCUAUUUAUCUGUGGUUUACUCAACUGUUUCCUGCCUCACAGAGGCGACCCAUAUGCGUGUUGUGAUAAAUCGUCAUUAGUACUUGCAAUAAAUGUGCAGAAUACCUUGC
Molecule: messenger RNA, 11570 nt
Organism: Opisthorchis viverrini
Lineage: Eukaryota; Metazoa; Platyhelminthes; Trematoda; Opisthorchiida; Opisthorchiidae
Exons: 51
Coding region: 1-11367 (3788 amino acids)
Biological process (GO): vacuolar acidification
Cellular component (GO): RAVE complex
Molecular function (GO): protein binding
Source: RefSeq, a predicted model, not a curated record